GCCGUAUAUAGCGAACCAGAGUACGAGUACCGAAAAACCCCAUCGCACCGACUUCAAAAGGUUCAAUGAAACAACGAGUAACUCGUGAUGAUUCCGUGCCUUCAUCUUAGCUACCGCACCUUUUUACCUCUAUUUGCUCUGUUUAAGCUGGCUGUAUAUUUCACAAUAAGCGGAUUAUGGACUUUGGAUUUUUACGAUACCUCAGUAGUAUAUAUUAGCGGGAUGUUUCUUGCAUCUCAUUCCACUCCAACCUCCACUUCCUAUCCCGCUCUUCCGUCACCACUCUACAGCAUUUAUUCUAUAGAGUUAUCCUCAAGACGGAUGCAAUCCUUUGCUAAAAGCAGGCACCAAAUCCACCUCACCUUUCCCAUCAACGCCUAGCGCAUGCUCGCUCCCGCCUACGCAUUAUAAAUUCCGUCAAAGCGAAGCACUAUACUCGACAUGCCCGAAGCACAACAAGUCCCUCAAGCAUUCCCCCUCGAGGGUUGGUCGCUGGAGUCUACUUCAAGAGAAGAUAUCAUCCGAGCCUUGGAAGAUGCGCCAAAAAUCUAUAGUAAAUCCUAUACACAAAUCGCUCGCAUUUCCAGCUCCGUCGUGGUAAAGUAUGGCUCUGAGGUUCAUCUUUGGGAGGCGAGGACGAUGGCAUUUGUUGCGAAAAUACCACAUGUGCGAUUGCCAAAGGCCUUUGAUGCUUGGGAAACGAAUGCAGCCCCGUUACAGGAGGAGUCAACCACGACUUAUAUUGUGAUGGAAUAUGUCCAGGGUGAUCUGGUCUCGGACGUGUGGCCCGGACUCAGUUCAGAGCGCCGCCUCAGCAUACAUCAGCAGAUCUACGAGAUGAUCCGAGAACUUCAGCGCACAAAAUUGGCCGUUCCCGGCCCUAUUGGCGGUGGAGUCUCAAACGGCACGUACUUCACCGAUUAUGGCGCCGGCCCGUUUCUCUCGCGGGAAGAAUUGGAGUGGUUCAAUGAGCGCCUUCUCGUAAACCUUCUGGAAAAUUGCCUUCAUAGAUCAACCCGGCUCCUGCACUUAUGGAGAUGUAUAUUAAAAGCAAGGUUUAUAUAUCUCAUGGAAAGGGAACUAUGAUUACGAGCAGAGCCAGUUCUGAUACAGCACAUUGUUAUUCUCCAUCCAUUAUUGUUCUCACUAUACAACAGAGCCGACCUUGGACAAUGGCAAUGUCAACUUGCAGAUGGCACCUAAAGAGUAGAUCCUGUAGUUAGUUUGAGUGAAGAAUAUUAUCAACAGGAUAAUCGUGACGAUUCAACUGAUAGCAACGCAACGUAACUGAACAGAUAGACAUACUAAACGUUCCAAGAAACCAA
This is a messenger RNA of Pseudogymnoascus destructans, 1325 nucleotides long. RefSeq lists its product as uncharacterized. The transcript is spliced from 2 exons. Bases 442 to 1086 code for a protein of 214 amino acids. The record is from RefSeq and is a predicted model, not a curated record. NCBI's taxonomy places the organism in Eukaryota, Fungi, Ascomycota, Leotiomycetes, Thelebolales, Thelebolaceae.